GCGUUACUUUCUUCUCAAGCGUGUUAACUGAUUUGCUGAUGGGACAUUUAAAAGUUCCCCUAGGACGCAAUUGACCAAUGCGCAGAUUAAUGCCAUUCAUCAUCGGGACGAUGCACCUGGCUAUAUCAGAGAAUGCCAACACCGCAGAGAGCACUCAGGUAUUUCACGUGGGACAUUGUUCAGCCUCUCGUGGACGUCGUACGUCGUCUACGAGGAGCGUUAAAGACGCAACGUGUCUUGGACGGCGGCCUUUAUUCCCAUUUGGAAAAAAUCGCAUCCGCGUUGCAUUUGCCACGGGAAGCCUUUCCGAUCAGAUCUACAACAACAUGGGACCUGGUGUGGAAAGCUUCCUAGAUCUCGAGUUGCGGAAAUGGCCGUAUCAUGAUUCCUGAUUAAAAAAAGGGGGUUGGUGCGAC
Messenger RNA from Cephus cinctus (wheat stem sawfly), 416 nucleotides. RefSeq lists its product as uncharacterized. The transcript has 2 exons. Lineage: Eukaryota; Metazoa; Arthropoda; Insecta; Hymenoptera; Cephidae. The record is from RefSeq and is a predicted model, not a curated record. Bases 78 to 392 code for a protein of 104 amino acids.